GAGGCAUGCAGCAGGCAGCGUCUCCUCUCUCCACACUCCAUUGUUUUCCCUUUAAGUCACCGUAGCAGCAAGGAUCUGUGCCAGACCCAGAAAGACUUUGGUUCGUCGGGUGGAAACGCUCCAGUGUUCAGAUACACUUUCUUGUCUGUUUCUUGCUGUCAAGAUUUUAAAUCAAAAUUGACUGUAGAAAGCAGGAAGAGGUUCCAGCAUGGUCUGACAGGAGAGAGGACACCACCAUCUGAGUGGCUGUGGGUUCGCUUCUUUUUUUUUUUUGGAGAGCCAGGACUUCUGUGUGGCAUGGCAGGAAUUACUGGAUGCUUCAAAAGCAAGAAACUGUUCCCUUCAUACUCGUCCCUUCACCAGUGUUUAACGUCCCUCCACAUCUUGUUCUGCCAUCCUUUCCUCUGUCCCACGACCUUUGCACUCCUCCGCUCACCUCCAUUACGCUAGAUGAAGCGGAGGAUGUCACCAUGGAGAGCAAGCUUUGGAGGCAAUCAAAGUGGUGACAGCGUCGCCAUGGCAUCAGAUACAUCUGAGGUGAUGGUCAACCAUGACCCGACUGAGACUAAUGAAGAGUGCUCAGGCAAGAAGAAGUCCAAGUUCAAGAAUUUCAAAAAGUUCUUCGUCAGGAAGAAGAGAAAGGAGCCGGUGUCUCAUGGAGUGGAGUCGGAGCUAGUGGCCAGCAAGUCCAGCGACAAUGUCAGCAAAUCAUCAGGGAACGCGCUCAGUUGCUCUGACAAGGAGAAAGGGUCCAAGGUCAGCCUGGGUAGCAAGGCCUUGUCCCAUGAUUCUGUGUUUGUUUCGGACUCAUCGGAGGCCAAUGAAGCUCUUGGGGCGUCCCAGGACAGCAUUCACGGGAAGGUGAAGUCGCUGCAGCUCCACCUGAAGCAGGCCAUCAGACUGGGCACUCCUCCAUCCAUCAUGUGUGUGAAGCGGACGGAAGACACCGGAACGAUGUCGGAUGACGACGGCCUCCCCUGCAGCCCCCCUGAAUACACUGCCACUACUCAGGUGCAGAGGGACAGCUCGGCUAGUCUGGACAGUGAGGACGAACAGGUAAACAAGCACUCCUGCAGAGUGGAGAACGCCCUGGUGGUGAUUCCUGCAGACUUCAGUCAGCCAGCCAGUCCUUUCGCGUGCUUGGACAACUCCGCUGCCAAACACAAGCUGGGCCUAAGACAGAAGGCCUGCAACAAGAGGAAGCCUGCCAAUAGGCUAGAGGUUCAAGCUGAGUGCAACUCCACUCUGGUGAAGAACCACGUGGUUCCCUUUCCAAAAUCACUGGAUGAAGAGGAGACAGAGAAGACACCAGACACAUGUGAGGAUGAACCAAAUAUGGAGAAAAAGCAGUUAGAGGAACCGUCAUUGCCUGGAAACGAGGAGACAGAGCAUGAGUCAGAAAUCUCCCACUGUCCAGACACUUCUGGUCUUCCUGAAUCGGAUCCCUCUGGGGAAGCAGCAGACCACCAGCUUCUGUCCUCCCCCAGAGCCUCCACCCCGGACAGUCCCUGUGCUUCCACAGCGUCCCCUGCUGAUCAGAAAAUGGACUUGGACACUGCUGAAACAAGUGAGAGGGGAGAGGACAGAGUCCUGGGUGUGGGAGUGGAUGACCCAAAGACACUAGAGGAGAGCAGGGAGGAGAGAGCUGCGAGUGUGGGAGAAGAUGAUCACAGCGCACCAGAAGAGAGCACGUUUUUAGAGGAGGUGCUAACCUCCCUGAAAACACCUCACACAUUAGUGAUUGACAGUGUUGGACUGUUAAAUGGAUGUGAAGAGAAAGUGGAAACGGAGGACCUGGUCAAACAAAGGAAGAUGGAGGAUGAAACAGAUGGAAUGGCAGCUACAGCGAUGACUGCAGAUGAUGGAGGUGGGGAUGAGGAAUAUUCCGAGGACUUGGAAGAAGCUGAAGAAGAAGUGGAAGCAGAUGAAGAGGAGGUAAAUCCAGAGGCUGGAGAUGAGAGGGAAACAGAUGAGGAGGAAAAGAUGAUGAAAUGCAAGGGGGAAGUACCUGAUAGCCACCAGGACAUUCCCUCUGGCUCAUCAUUGUCCUGCGAGAGUUCAGAGGAAAAUAAGACGGCUAGCACAACAGUCUGUCACACGCUUGGUGAUGAGGAGGAGCUCAGUGAAGAUGAAGAUGUAGAGGACGAGGAGGAGGAGCCAGAGGUGGAACUCUUCAUGCCAUUUGGACAGAAAGAUAAAGACUGCACAGAGGAGCCUGAGGAACCUGGACUGUUCCAAACACAGUCAGACGUGGAGGAAGCUGGGUCCAACUACAGUGAUAAAGAGGACGUCAAGGUGGACGUGGAUUCCCCAGAGGAAGGAGUGAAGGAGGAGCAGGAUGACUCUGUGGUGGAGCAGGAGAUGACAACAUUUGGGUUAGAGAAGGUGGGCGUGGAUGAGGAACUGGAGGAUGAUGAAUGGGGCAGGAAGGACGAGGAGGAACAGUUGGAGGCAUGGGAGCGGCAAAUGUUGGAUGCAGGACGAGCGUCGUUGGACUUUGAAAGAGAUGAGGGGACAGCCGAGCAGAAUGAAAUGCUUGUGGAGCCUUUUUCUGACAAAGAGGAGACCUGUGUCGUGUUGGAACACCAGGAUGAUGGAGAUGAUUGUUUCAUAGAGAGCGAUGAGCCCUUCCCUACUCAGCAAGGUGCACAUGAGGAGGAGGAGGAGCCACCUGCGGAGCUGGACGAGCAGACCCAGCAGCUGAAGGCUGAGAUGGAGGCAACACAGCCCGAUCAAGAGGAGCAAAUGACUGUCAACAUGGAACUGCUGCAGGAGACAGAAAAAAUCCAGAGCAGUGUUCCUGAGCCUUCAGCCACGCCUGUUCCUGAAUCUCAGUCGGGAGACCUCAGUCCCAGCAUAGUAAGCGCUACAGUUAGCUUACAAUUGUUUUCCCCAAAUUCUGAAAAGUCAGCUGAACCUGAAGUUCCUGAGAGUAGUUCUGCUCUGGUUGAGGUAUCCCAGGAGCAAUGCUUCCGGACUUCAGAGGAGAAGUCACCCAUAAGUGAGGGGAUGAUAGAAGAAGAAUGGCAUGAAGGACAGUUGUGUUUAGAUGCCGUCAGCCCCAAUGGUCCAGGUCGGAGGAAGGUCCGCUUCACCAUUGCCACAGCUUGGCAGAGAUCUCUGUCCAGUGAAGGCAGUGGUGAGGCCUCAUUCUCACCUCCACCCUCAAACAUCACGUCGGAGCCUGCUGCCACCUCACUCCCAGACACAAUGGUAGGCACAAGGAGUGCACCGGUGGAACCUGAGUCAUCGGGCUCCGGAAGAGUGGAAAGUAUUGAGGGCACAUUUUCCAAAUCACAGGAUCUGAUUCAAGCUUCUAAAGACAGCUCUGUCAAGGUGGAAGGCACCGACAAUCCGUUCGGGGUUAAACUGAGGAAGACGUCUGUGCGUUCCCGUCUCAGCCAGGAGGAGGAGGUCCCAGCAGAGUCAAAUCUCUCCAAAGUGGAGUCUCCUCAGUCAGUGAGUGAUAAGUCACUGAUCCAGCCAAUCACAAAGAAGCCUGCGCUUCCCAAUAAGCCUGAUUUACACGGGGACAGUGUAGUGAAGACCAGGCGUAUCUCAGAACCUGCCUCAGUCUGCAGUGGAGCUUCAGAUGGACCCAGCUGGAUCUCUGUGGCCAAACAGAAGCAAAAACUCUACAAGGAUCAUUCUCUGAAUGAAAUUACCAUCAAAAAGGAGGAACAUGAUCGGAAGUCCUCACUGCCCAUCUUUAACGCCUCAGCUACAGCUGGGGAACACAGACAUCAGACUUCAGACAAAGUCAUCAGCAUGUUCUCAUCACUCGCUGAAAAGGAGGGUCGAUGGGUCAUGACCCCUCCAACUCCUGUGCCACCUGUAUCUUCUAAAUCCAUUCCAGCCCCUUCUGGCUCCAGGCCUCUGGUUUCUCCUGCUGCUCCUAAAGCACUUCCUCACCAGGAUGUGUCACCUGUGCUGUCCAAGCUCACCCACCCACUGUCUUUGAGCACAACACCCAACCUUCCUGCUUCCCGAGUGGCUCCUGGGCCGACGGUCACUAAAACGCCAGCGCUGACGUCACAGCGAGGCAUCCCACCGCCAGCUCUGCCCCAGAAUGAGCCGCCCUGGAUGGCACUGGCCAAGAAAAAAGCCAAAGCCUGGAGUGAGAUGCCUCAGAUAGUGCAGUGAGGUGAUCACGCCCUGUCUGAGGGCCAGGAUGGACUCGAUCACAAUUGUGCACGUUGAGGGAGAUAGAGGAAUUCUCUAAAACCUUUGAAGCGACGACCACUCUGACUGUUUCUGUGUUGGCUUUGAACCAACUUAGUGAGAUCAUUACUGUUUUUCACUACUUGUAGCUCUCCAACUGCAGGGAUGUCAUCAUUCAUUACACUACUUUUAUGCAAUGUAUCAAUGUGGUAAACUCCAAAGUUCAGAACCAGGACAAAACUACUUGUAAGUGUCUACACAGUUAGUCCUCCGGUUUAUAACAUGAUUUCAGUUUGACGUUUUAGUAUGUUUUGUUUGGCAAUGUGAGUUUUUGUUUAAACAUGCAGUAAAUAACAAAUCAUAUCUCUCUUUUAAUAUCUGACAGUUUUACCAGGUCAACUAAAAUAACUUGAAAGUUAUAGAUGUAAUGUUAUAUCUUCACAAUAAAUCCCUUUAA
This is a messenger RNA of Synchiropus splendidus (mandarinfish), 4618 nucleotides long. RefSeq lists its product as uncharacterized. The record is from RefSeq and is a predicted model, not a curated record. The coding region runs from base 451 to 4143 and encodes 1230 amino acids. NCBI's taxonomy places the organism in Eukaryota, Metazoa, Chordata, Actinopteri, Syngnathiformes, Callionymidae. The transcript is spliced from 17 exons.